GAAAAACCUGUUGGGUUGCUCUUCUGUUUGGGAAACCUUUGACUGGCAAAGAGAGAUGCAGGUAGCAGAGCGGUAGCAGCGCUGUAGCAGAGCGGUUAAGUGUAUAGUACUCAACUUCAGGGCUCGCAAAAAUGAUGCAAAAAAUCUUUAUAGGACUGGUCCUUUUAGCUUUCCUCAGUGUGGCGUGUAUUGUUCUGGUUCUAUAUACCAACGGAGACUACAAUUCAAAUAUUUUUCCAAAGCAACAUCAUAUUGCAAAUGGAAACCACACACGUUCCCAGGAGAUAAAAGAACUUGUUCAAAUGACUGCUAAAGUCCUAAAUGUCACUCACGAAGAGACACAGACGCCACCCACUGAGAGCAAGCCUUUGGGACGCUGCCCUGACAACCCUCCAAAUCUUGUGGGUCCAUUGCUUGUGGAGUUUGAUUCCAAACGGACUUUGGAUGAGGUGAGAGGACUGAUCGGUCAUGCUCUUCGGGAAGGAGGACGGUACAAGCCAGCAGACUGUAUUGCCCAACAGAAGGUGGCGAUCAUCAUCGCAUUCCGCAAUCGGCAUGAGCACCUUAUUCAUUGGCUGUAUUACCUUCAUCCUAUAUUGAUACGACAGCAGUUGGACUACACGGUGUAUGUCAUCAACCAGGAUGGAGAAGGCGUGUUCAACCGGGCUAAACUGAUGAAUACAGGCUUCGCGGAAGCAACGAAAGAAUAUGAUUACGACUGCUUUGUCUUCUCUGACGUAGAUUUGGUUCCGAUUGAUGACCGUAACCUCUAUAGAUGUUUUGACAAUCCUCGACACUUGUCUGUGGCUAUGGACAAAUUUAGGUUCAACUUACCCUACAACAGUUACUUUGGUGGAGUGGCUUCGUUGUCUAAGAGCCAAUUCUUGAAGAUUAACGGCUUCUCGAACACGUUCUGGGGCUGGGGUGGGGAGGACGACGAUAUCUAUAGACGAAUUAUCUACUGUGGCAUGUCCAUUUCUCGACCUCACACGGUGAUGGGAAGGUACAGGAUGGUCAAACAUAGCAGAGACUUGCACAAUGAGGCUAAUCCAAAGAAUCCUGAUAAACUCAGCCAAACCCGACAUACCAUGGAUAAAGAUGGAAUUAAUUCUCUCAAAUACACAGUCAAGGAGAUUAAGAAGGAUAUACUGUACACUUAUAUCAAUGUGGAUAUUGAGGCUCCGCUCCGCUGAAGAAUGGUAAAUGAAUGAGGAUAGAACCUGUGGCUCUUGGACUGCUGUUGACCAUUGAUUCAUUGGUGUUUCAGUCUCAAACAAAAGGUGAACUAGAGAUUGCAUAUUCUUAAAACCUCUCGAGCAGCUGUUUGUCUUGGUGUAGGGUUGUAUGCAAACCUGUGUGUUCCUGUGUGUGUGUGUGUCUAAGUGAACUACCGUGUACAUAAUAAAGUAGAGAGAUUCUUUCCAGUUUGUUUCUCAGGUGCUUGGGCACAAUCCUUACAUAACACACACAUAAUUCAAAUGUAGAAGCACAUGUUUCUUUAAAGGUAUACUGUGAAGCAUGGAGCUACUCUUAGUGAUGGAUUCAGAGACAACAGUCAACAGUUUGCUCAAGAAGAAGGAA
Molecule: messenger RNA, 1581 nt
Organism: Anarrhichthys ocellatus (wolf-eel)
Lineage: Eukaryota; Metazoa; Chordata; Actinopteri; Perciformes; Anarhichadidae
Product: beta-1,4-galactosyltransferase 1-like
Exons: 2
Coding region: 132-1193 (353 amino acids)
Biological process (GO): carbohydrate metabolic process; protein N-linked glycosylation
Cellular component (GO): Golgi apparatus
Molecular function (GO): cytoskeletal protein binding; beta-N-acetylglucosaminylglycopeptide beta-1,4-galactosyltransferase activity
Source: RefSeq, a predicted model, not a curated record